GGAAGGGGCGGGGAGCGCGCUCCUGCGGCGGCAGCGGUGGCGGCGGCCGUCCUCAUCCCAGCGGCCCAGCGCUCGAGUGCACGCGGGGCUUCGCAAAUGGCUUGUCCCGCCCUGGGUCUGGAAGCUCUUCAGCCUCUGCAGCCGGAGCCGCCCCCCGAGCCCGCUUUCUCCGAGGCGCAGAAGUGGAUCGAGCAAGUAACCGGCAGAAGUUUUGGUGAUAAAGAUUUUCGGACAGGGUUAGAAAAUGGAAUCCUUCUCUGCGAGUUGCUGAAUGCUAUAAAGCCAGGACUUGUUAAAAAGAUCAAUAGAUUGCCUACCCCCAUUGCGGGAUUGGACAAUAUCAUCUUAUUCUUGAGAGGCUGUAAAGAGCUCGGCCUUAGAGAAUCUCAACUUUUUGAUCCUAGUGACCUACAGGAUACAUCCAACAGAGUAACAGUCAAGAGCCUUGAUUACAGUAGGAAGCUGAAAAAUGUAUUAGUUACCAUUUACUGGCUGGGAAAAGCAGCAAACAGCUCUGCAUCCUAUAGCGGAACCACACUGAACCUGAAGGAGUUCGAAGGCUUGCUGGCUCAGAUGAGAAAGGAGACGGAUGACAUUGAGAGUCCUAAACGUAGUAUCCGAGACAGUGGCUACAUAGACUGCUGGGAUUCUGAGCGCAGCGACUCCCUCUCCCCCCCUCGCCACGGCAGAGAUGAUUCCUUCGACAGCCUAGAUUCCUUUGGCUCCCGCUCCCGGCAGACACCUUCACCAGAUGUAGUCCUCAGGGGAAGCAGCGAUGGGAGAGGAAGUGACUCUGAAUCCGACUUGCCGCAUCGGAAGCUGCCGGAUGUGAAGAAGGAUGACAUGUCCGCGAGGCGGACUUCCCACGGUGAGCCGAAAUCAGCAGUGCCUUUUAACCAGUACCUCCCGAACAAAAGCAAUCAGACGGCCUACGUCCCCGCUCCUCUGCGAAAGAAGAAGGCAGAGCGAGAGGAAUACCGGAAGAGCUGGAGUACCGCCACCUCGCCCCUGGGUGGGGACAGGCCCUUCAGCUAUCCUGAGACAAUAGAGGAAGAGGGAAGUGAAGUGGGGUCUCCCUGUGAAGAGGACCCAGUCGGCCAAAUGGAUCCUAGUGGGAAGCCUUCUGAUGGUGGUUUAGAGUUACCCACUGGCGGUGGCAAGGAGCAGCCUCCCCACGAGGGGUCUGUGAUGACACCAGCUCCCAAGUCGGAAGACAAAGAUGCUGUUGAAAUGCAAAAGCGCAGGAGGCUAGAGCAAGCUGGAAUCAAGGUCAUGCCGGCAGCACAGCGCUUUGCCAGCCACAAGCAAUUAAGUAAUGAGAAAGAAGCCGUUCACGACAUUAUCCUUCGCAAAGAAAACCCUUUCCUGACCCACGAAUGUGGCAAAGAUCCGCAGUCAGAAGAUGAAGUUGUGUGUCGACGGCCUGAUCUUGAGAAAGACGAUUUUGCUGCAAGGAGAGUGAGGAUGAACCAGACAAAGCCACCGGUGCCAUUGAACCAGCUCCUCUAUGGGCCUUACCGAAAAAAAGAGGCAGAGAAAUCAGAUAGCAGCAAACAACUCUCAAAGGGAAUUUCAGAAAAGAAAAGUCUAGAAUAUAAAAGAAACCAGGGCCAAACAGAAGAAGCGAAGUCAAUGGUGACCUGUGUUACUCGGACUCAGGAGAGCGAACCUGCAGAAGAAGGAGUGAGGAAGGUGCCAGAUCUUUACAAGGAUGACCUGGCUCAGCGGAGAAUUCAGGGCCACCUUGCCCCUCACCGAGAGGCUCCAAGAUUUGUCACAGUCUCCAGUAUAACAGAGGCUGACUUGGAGACGUGGGAGAGACUGAAAGUGUCAGGAAAGACAAGGGAUGGAGAUGUUGAGCACAUCUGUGCCCCUGAGCCUUCACCAGAAAUUAAAGCAGAAACUGCCAUUCGUGAUGACUUUGCCAGCCGCAGAGCAAGGGCCUAUGAGAAAGCUUCCAGCCCCAGGCAAAAGUUUGUGCACUUUGGACCCGUGACAGAGAUAGAUCAGCAGAAGUGGAAGCGACUCAGCAUCGGCAAGGCUGGGCCUAGGGAGGAUGUAGAAGAAGUCAUGGGUCACGGCAGCAAGAUUGAAAUGAACUCUGUCACCCCAGCCUCAGCGGCCACGUCCGGUUUACAAAAAGACCGAAUGCUUAAUCCGCAAAAUGACUGCAGAAUAGUGGAUUCUGGUGUAGAUGACCAUUGCAAAAGGGUCUCGCGGCUGGCUCCUGUGCUGGAGACCCAGGAGGAGCAUGCCUGCAGUUUGGGCGAGUGCCCAAGAACAGAGGAAGUUACAUGCAAACAGCUGCCGCAGGAUGGCAAAGAGGAGAAAGAAGGAGCCACUCAAAGAGAUUCUGAGACGCUGCCAAGGGCUGAAAGAUCAGAGGAGAGCAGCCAGCCACUUUCUUGUCCCCCAGCCGCUGAAUGCAAGGCUUCAGGGACAGAAGAGAGCUCGGAGAAGAUGACAGCUCCUGCCUGGAGUGGCAGGGGACUGAAAGGCCAAGGAAAGUUGUAUGAUUCACAAAAAGAUGACAUGAUGGUCAGGAGAACCGGGACAUCUCUUAGACGCACUGGAUCCAACGCAAACCAGUUCCUCCCAGUUCCAUUUGCAAAGCAACAGGAUGUGGAGGAAUCUGCCAAAGGUCCGCCAAUGAAAGAUAAGAGAUACGGUCCGAGAACUCCUGUGUCUGAUGACGCAGAGAGCACGAGUAUGUUUGACAUGCGGUGUGAGGAGGAGGCCGCGGUGCAGCCGCACAGCAGGGCCCGCCAGGAGCAGCUGCAGCUGAUAAACAACCAGCUGCGAGAAGAAGACGACAAAUGGCAAGAUGACCUGGCUCGUUGGAAGAGUCGCAGGAGAAGCGCUUCCCAGGACUUAAUCAAGAAAGAGGAAGAAAGGAAGAAAAUGGAGAAGUUACUGGCUGGAGAGGAUGGAACAAGUGAACGAAGGAAAAGCAUCAAAACCUACAGAGAAAUUGUUCAAGAAAAAGAGCGGAGAGAGAGGGAGUUGCAUGAGGCCUACAAGAAUGCACGGUCUCAGGAGGAAGCAGAGGGGAUCCUUCAACAGUACAUCGAAAGGUUCACCAUCAGCGAGGCUGUUCUCGAACGCUUGGAGAUGCCAAAAAUUCUGGAAAGAAGCCAUUCAACAGAGCCAAACUUAACCCCCUUCCUGAAUGACCCCAACCCCAUGAAAUACCUGCGGCAACAGUCACUGCCUCCACCCAAGUUCACUGCCACUGUGGAAACCACCAUCGCUCGCACCAGCGUUCUGGAUACCAGCAUGUCAGCAGGCAGUGGCUCUCCAAGCAAAACUGUCACUCCCAAAGCAGUGCCUAUGCUGACACCCAAGCCUUACUCCCAGCCCAAAAACUCUCAAGAGGUUCUGAAGACCUUUAAGGUAGAUGGGAAAGUCAGUGUGAAUGGAGAAACAGUUCAUGGUGACAAGGAGAAGGAAAGAGAGAGUCCCACGGUGGUACUUGCCUCCUCAUUAACCAAAUCCCAGAUGUUUGAAGGUGUGGCCAGAGUGGAUGGGUCCCCAGUGGAACUCAAACAAGACAACAAUAGCAUUGAGAUCAACAUAAAGAAGCCAAAUUCUGUUCCCCAAGAACUGAGAGAAACCACUGAAGAAACUGAACCCAACAGUCAAGAAGAUGAGAAUGAUGGCAAAGAAACACAGAAAGGGAAUACAGAACUUGCCUCACCAGAGCCACAGCAUUUUACAACAACUGUGACUCGGUCCAGCCCGACUGUGCCCUUUGUGGAGUUUUCCUCGAGCCCCCGACUGAAGAAUGACGUGCCAGAAGAAAAUGACCAGAAGAAGCUGGAAAAUGAAAUGAGUGGAAAGGUGGAGUUGGUGCUGUCACAGAAGGUGGGAAAGCCAAAAUCGCCAGAGCCAGAAGCAACCCUGACGUAUCCAUUUCUGGACAAAAUGCCUGAAACCAACCAAUUACAUUUGCCAAAUCUCAAUUCUCAAGUGGAUUCUCCAGGCAGUGAAAAGUCACCUGUAACGACACCUUUUAAAUUCUGGGCAUGGGACCCAGAAGAGGAACGUCGGAGACAGGAAAAAUGGCAGCAGGAGCAGGAACGUUUGCUCCAGGAGAGAUACCAGAAGGAACAGAACAAGCUGAAAGAAGAGUGGGAAAAGGCUCAGAAGGAGGUGGAAGAGGAGGAACGCAGAUACUACGAGGAGGAGCGCAAAAUAAUUGAAGACACUGUGGUUCCAUUUACUGUUUCUUCAAGUUCUGCAGACCAGCUGUCUACGUCUUCCUCUGUGACUGAGGGCAGUGGGACAGUGAAUAAAAUGGACUUGGAAAACUGCCGAGAGGAGGAACAACAGAUAAGACAGAAGAAACCACUCCAAGGGGACAAAAAUGAUUUAUUAUUGCUCAAGACCAAGGAAGGUCAUUCACUGGAGGAAAAGGGCAGCCUAACUCAAGGGGCCAUGGCUCAUUCUAAGAGUCCUGUAUCAAAAGGAAUCCAUCAGGACCAUCAGCUGGAUACAGAAACUGGAGCCCUACACUGUGGGAUGAACCCACAGCUAGCUCAGGAUCCAUCCCAGAGUCAGCAGGUAUCAAAUCCACCAAUGCACAUUUUAGAAGAUGUGAAGCCAAAAACCCUCCCUUUGGAUAAAAGCAUUAACCAUCAGAUCGAGUCUCCGAGUGAAAGGCGGAAGAAAAGCCCUCGAGAGAAUUUCCAGGCUGGGCACUUGUCCCCCUGUUCUCCCACCCCUCCUGGCCAAUCACCAAACAGGUCUAUCAGCGGGAAGAAGCUGUGCUCGUCCUGUGGGCUCCCUUUGGGUAAAGGAGCUGCAAUGAUCAUUGAGACCCUCCAGCUCUAUUUCCACAUCCAGUGCUUUCGGUGUGGAAUUUGUAAAGGACAGCUUGGAGAUGCAGUAAGCGGGACAGAUGUUAGGAUUCGAAAUGGUCUUCUAAAUUGUAAUGAUUGCUACAUGCGAUCCAGAAGUGCUGGCCAGCCCACAACAUUGUGACGUGGUUUUCAAGCUUCCAGAUUACUCACCGUUUCUUUAUUGAGAGUGUCCCCUGGCAACCGUUUAACAAAAUCCCAAGUGCAGGGGCUGCUCGGCAUUUAUCUAAUUUUUGAAAGGCUAUUCCUAAAGAUGGUAUCUGUUCUUUUGUAGCACAGUGUUUGUGUUCUUCCGGUUUUUGUUUUGGUUUUGGUUUUGAUUUUGAUUUUGUUUUGGUUUUGCAUUUGCACAGAAUAUACAAAAGAAUACUGAACUGUAAUGAUCCUGUAGUUCACAAAAAGAUCUCAGCAUGGGCCACCAGGCUUAUGGUUUCAAACGUGUUCAUUCUCUUCUCUGAGAAUUAAUGAGGUAAAUGAUACAACGUACCUGUUUUAUUUUAGUCUUUCUAGGAAUCAAACACUUCAUGUUUACAGAAUGGAGCCGCAGAAAGUGCAAGGCAUGCCAAUUUUGAGAUCUGUGCUCUUCUGAGACAGAAGCAUACGAUUCAUGCAUUUCGGAAACUAAAAAUCACAUCGUAUAGCUCUGAGCUAUAACUUGUUUUUAACGCAGAGACGCUAGUCUGAUAAUGUAUACUGUAAUCCUGAACCAUUUGUUACUUACCUUUUGAGGUAGAAGUCAUACCAAUAAAUUAUUGCACCGUUAGUGUUAGAUUUUGUGUGCUUUGGAAGUUACGUCAUUAAUAUAGGCUGGUCUAUAUUAGAUAAAGAGAACCCUCCCAAUAUCGGCUAGACAUACACUCUGGGACAUUGCCCAAGGGUAGGAAGGAACCAUAGGGAAAUAUCUCAGUCAUCAUUUCCAAAGUCAUCACCAAAAUCUGUGAGGAAGUGUAAUCUUGAGAAGAGUGGUGGGCCAGUGAUAGCCGUGAGAGCUUCGGUGCCGGCUUCUCUUCAGGCUGUAGAUUGACUAAGAGACUCAAUAGGGGGCAUACGGAAGCUGUCAUCAAGAUCAGUCUGUCGUUAGGUGUGGCCACUGCGCUCCCUUGCCUGCAAGUUCUCCUUGAGGGCCUGAAGCACAGGUGUCUAAAGAAAAGCAUUAAGUCCCUCCUGGUAGGAUCCGAUGAUAUCUGUUGUGAUAAGCCACUGACGUGUGAUCAGCAAGAACCUACAGUUCACAUCGUGCCCCACCCACUGCAGUGGACGUCUGGUCUCUUCCAUUCUCCUUUAUCACCAACUCUCUUUACUAUCGAGAAUUCUGGACCUUGCUCCUGGAGACGUUUAGAGAGGAACUCUUGUGGAGAGCUGGUUUACUUUUUGCCCUGUGUGAUGAGUUUCAGCUGGCCAAGAAAGGAAUCAAGUUACUAAAAAGCAUCACGUUUUAGAUCUCCAGGCUGUUUUCUUUAAGACUGGGGAAAGGGGAACUAUUUAUUCUGCCUUAAAAUGAUGGCAAAUAAGUGAGGAUGAUAUUUUGUGAAUGUAGACUAUGGAUAUACUCCUAAUAGGUUAAUGUAGUCAUAAAAAGAGAUCAAGUAGCUGUUUUUCUGUUGUGUAAGCAAUAAUUUUUUUCUGUGUCUUAUUUGGUAUGGCUAGCAAUUAUUUAUUUACAUGCUAGACUGUUCUCUGCAUGCGGGUUCCACGUAAGUGCAGAAAUUUCCUCAGCCACUGGAGGUAUUUUGACCAUUUUGUCAUUUGGAUGAGCUAUUGUUAGAUUGAAAUUUAUACAUCAUUUCAUUAAAAAAUUGUGCCUUAUAAAAUGCAAAGCUGUUGCACAUAGUCAGUGAUGAAUUAUGGAUGCAGUACAUUGCGGAGAUGAAGUCACUUCCAAGUCACCAAGACUUCCCAUGGAGGUGUUUGCUGUCUUACAGGAAAAAAGAAAAAGAAAAGAAAAAAAAAAAAGAAAAAGAAAAAUAGAAAAAAAAUUAAAAAGUAAAAAGUUUUGAAAAUGUACAGAUUAAGUUCAAUAUUUUGAUUAACCACCUGCAUGUUUUAUUAAAUAUUUUGAUAAUGUGGAUGUUUACACUUUGCAUGAUAUUAGCAGAGUACUUUACCACAAGUAAUGCACAAAACAUGUACAAUAUGAUCAUUCAUAACCAAUUUUUAUAGAAUACUUUUUACAUGUGGAACUCAUCCGUUAUGUAAGGAUUAUAUGAAUAUUGCACAUUCUCUUCUGGUUUCACAAACCCAUUUAUACAUAUUUCUUAGUGAGACUCAUUGUACAUGUAUUGAAGCCUGAAUCGAGUCAAGAAAAAUAAAGCCCCAUUCUCCCAACUGCGAAAUGUGCUUUCCCAUAAUGAACAAUAGUCACCAGCACAGAAUAAUCUCCAACAUUUUCUAAAUUCUAAUUGCCAACUGUUUCUAUUUAUAUUUGAUUUAGAUUUCAUUUGGAGUCUGUUACAUGGCAGCUUGGGCAGACUAGAUCUUGUUUUUUCCAAUGCAGCAUAAUGAGUAUGAUCUAUUUCUUUUCAAAUAAUCUUUGAGAUCCCAGGGAAAAAAAAAAUGCUCUGCUCUGUUGAGCUACAAUGUAAAUGUGUUCGUUUAAAAAACAGAUGAGGCAAGUGAGUGAUUUAUUGUUCCUGAGGAAAUAGAUCUGAUUUUUUCCCCUCAUACUCCAAAAGCUAGUCCUUUCUCUUCCUUAAGGAAAAAUGGGUCACUCUUUGUUUUUCACUAGCAAAUUUUCAUGUCAUUUCCCCAUUCUUUCUAUGUAGUGUUAUUAAUGCAAUACAUAAUAUAGUUAUCUAUACACAAUGUAAGACUUAACAGACUGAAACGAUCCACCUCAUGUGUGAGUCCGUCCAAAAGAUGUUACUGUUCUGGGUGGACCAAUGUUCUAUAUCAGUUAUACUAACCUUCAUUUAAAAUAUUUAUUCUAAAAUGCCUCUGAGAAAUAGUAAAAAAAAAAAUUAAAAGUUGUCUAAAAUGCAACAGCUUUUAUAGUAAAUGUACAUUUAUAAAUAAAAUACUCAAAUCAA
Molecule: messenger RNA, 7885 nt
Organism: Leopardus geoffroyi (Geoffroy's cat)
Lineage: Eukaryota; Metazoa; Chordata; Mammalia; Carnivora; Felidae
Gene: LIMCH1
Product: LIM and calponin homology domains 1
Exons: 34
Coding region: 97-4983 (1628 amino acids)
Biological process (GO): actomyosin structure organization; positive regulation of stress fiber assembly; regulation of focal adhesion assembly
Cellular component (GO): stress fiber
Molecular function (GO): actin binding; myosin II head/neck binding
Source: RefSeq, a predicted model, not a curated record